This is a messenger RNA of Lolium rigidum, 1118 nucleotides long. RefSeq lists its product as uncharacterized. The coding region runs from base 110 to 865 and encodes 251 amino acids. The transcript has 2 exons. NCBI's taxonomy places the organism in Eukaryota, Viridiplantae, Streptophyta, Magnoliopsida, Poales, Poaceae. The record is from RefSeq and is a predicted model, not a curated record.
CUUUGUCCUUGCAGUGCAUGAAUUAUCUUUGACGCUACAGGAUGCUCUGCAAUCCAACAUCCUCACAGGUAUUUCCCUUGGACCGAAUUGCCCUCCAAUUCACUCUUUGAUGUUUGCCGACGACUUGAUUGUUUGUGGCAAAGCAAAUGUGGAAGAAGCUAGUGCUAUUUUCAAUAUCAUAGACCAUUUCUGUCAGGAAUCAGGGCAAACUCCUAACUGGAGCAAAUCUGGAAUUUUAUUUAGCAAAAAUGUUCCCUUGCAGGUCAAACAAGAUAUCAAAACAAUCUUUCCGGUGCCAAACAUUGAUGAGUCUUUUGUUCAUCUAGGUCACCCACUUGUUAUGCCAUGCAAAGAUAGAUCAGCAGCUUACAAUUUUGUUUACGACAAAUUCAAAUCCAAGCUUAGUGCAUACAAAGCCAAUAGACUCUCACAUGCAGCCCGAUUAACUCUCAUAAAAUCUGUUUUCUCUUCUAUACCUAUCUACUACAUGUCAAACAUUCUGUUCUCCAAAAAGUUCCUCGCUAAACUGACAGCCAUCAUUAGGAAUUUCUGGUGGACAGGUGUUCAAGAUGAUCGGACAACUAAAAGCUUGUGCCUUAGAGCCUGGGCUGAUGUGUGUACUGCAAAAAAUAUUGGGGGACUUGGUGUUAGAAAUAUGCAGGCUAUCAAUCAAGGUUUAAUCCUAUCAGCAGCUUGGAGAUUGGCAAAGGAGCCGCACAAUCAGGUUGCUCAAAUACUUAGAGCAAAGUAUCACCAUGACACAUCCAUAUGGAGGGCCAAGUCAAACAUGCCAAAAUCAGCCUUCUGGUCGGCGGUUCUCAAGCCAAGAAACAGCCAAUGCAAUUCUUCAAACGCCUAUAAUUGAUGCAGAUGGACAAGACAUACUUGUUUGGAAACUAACCCCUACAGGUCUUCACUCCCCAAAAAGCGCAUACAAGCACUGCUACAACAAUCUCCAACUUCCUCCGAGGCAACGUCCAAAAAUUGUCCCCCAACAGGUCAUCUCCCUUCUUAACCAGGUUUGGGACGAUAAAGAAAUGGCACCAAGAAUUCAAACGUUUGCUUGGAGGCUUCUCAGGAAAGCACUCCCAACAGGUAAGAGGGCAAGCAGGUAUUCU